Molecule: messenger RNA, 2979 nt
Organism: Aspergillus oryzae RIB40
Lineage: Eukaryota; Fungi; Ascomycota; Eurotiomycetes; Eurotiales; Aspergillaceae
Exons: 6
Coding region: 1-2979 (992 amino acids)
Source: RefSeq, a predicted model, not a curated record
AUGGCUCGACUAAAGGCUUUCGAUAGCUUGCAUCGGUCAUCGCAACCAAAUAUCACACAGGCACCCGAUACAUCAUGGGAGCCGAUUGGACCAGGGAAAGCCCACCUCCUUCAAGAGCUUGAAGCGCUCUACUGGAAUGGUGUCGAAAGUGAACUGGAGAAUAUCAUCCGUACGCUGAAAGUUUGGCAACAGCCAGAGUACGCGGGUAUCAGUAUUCGCGAUGAGAAUGAUAAUAACAUUCAUGGCUUUGACACAUUCCUUGAUCAGGUGUGUCAAGAGGCGAGAGCGUUCGCUAUUCGCUAUGGGGAGACAAAGCUACAAGACAUGGCCAACCAGAAACCAGCACAGGCGAUAUUGUCGCGUAAUCUUUCUUACAAGGAGGCGCUGAAGAGGGUCAUCCUUGAUACUCGAGCGGAGUAUUUUAGUAAGAAGAUUAAAGAGGAGGUUCGAGAGCAACUGAACACUAUUCCAAGACUGUCUGGUGUCGAAUUGCGAGCGUGGAUGCUGCUCCAGAAUGCUGGUUUUCUUGACAUUGAUAAGCUUAUCGAGCAUCGGCCGCCACUGGAUAAGUUAAGUUUUUGGAAACGACCAGCAAUUCCACAGCUCAAGCUCUCUAACUUCGAUGAUCAAUGGAUCCCUCAGUUCGCCCCAAUGGAAUGUGCUGAAUGCAGAGCCAUCAUCCGUGGAAGCAUGUUCAUCAAACAGGAACAAUCCGACGCACCACAAAAAGCCUCUCACACCAUAUGCGAGGACUGUUAUCGGUCUUACUAUUAUGGCGACGAGUCAAUAUUCAAGAGAUACAAACAUUGUGUACUAGCUGAUUCUAUUCACUCUAGCAUGAGCAGGAAGAUGUGCGAAUGCAAGGAUGUGCCUCACUAUGAUUCACAGGGAUGUCCACGGUGCCUGUUCCCCCUGAAUGAUGAAGAUAGACAUGUUUCCUACAUAUCGAGUCAUCGGUGCACGAUACUGAAGCUCUCUGAGUUGGUUACAUAUGCAAAGUACCAGGGGCUUCUACGUACCGCCAAAGCGAAACGGAAGAGGGACCGGCGAUUGUCUGAUGCCUCGUGGAUCUCAAGAUUAGUUGGCCGAUCUCGGGGCAGGCCGAACACCCAACGUACAGCAGCACAGCGUGGACAACCUUAUAAUCUAACGCCGCAAACAUAUGGAACAAAAAAGCAACCAGCCCUUCGUGUCGUGACGGAAAAUACUCGUCAGGGAGAUCACCGAGAUCCUGUGACGAGUACCACGAAUGCAGCGACGGAGUCGAAGGCAGAUGAAGAUAUCCCGCUUUUCUUUCGUCAGUUCACUGAGAAGUACCCUUUUGGAAACGUGCAUAUGGCUUUGCGUGUAGGUCCAUUGGUUAUCGAGAACGGUGUUUCCCACCUAGCAGUUGGAGGAGACUCGGAGAGGCUUUUAUGGCAACAACAACGUCAGAUAGGCCAGCCAAAGAGAUACAAAGCUUUAAUGAAACAGAUUGUCGGGGCUCCCUUUACUGGAGUCCUUUCACAGAAACCGGAGAGCGACCAAGAGAAAGAGAUAAUAGAGCUCCUCGUGGCAGCCAGCAAGCAGCCGUUCGAUAAUCCUGGCUUGCCCAUAAUGGAACAGCAAAAGAUCCUCGACGCCGCAUUAGGCUCUAUUAUGGCAAAGCUAAGGAAUCUGCUCAGCUCAAGAGUGAUGGUAUACCUCACCAGCAUUGCCCGGCGUCUUCUUGACCCCGAAAACAUACUCACAUGGAGUGCGACAAGCAACAAUUGCCAGAAUUUCUGCAAUUCUUUGAUCGACACAGAUCUAUUUGAGCCACUAACUAAUGGCCCACAUAUGCAAUCUAUCGAGACACCCUCUCCGCUCUAUCUGAUGAGCUUUGUCUGCCCACCAGAGGGCUACCUGAACAACAAGAUCGUUAGUAAAUUCGAUGUCCCAAUUGGAUUAACCGAGGAGUACCUUCUUCGUUUCCACUACGGCCGCCAUGACGAGGCAGACUUGAUUGACACCCUCCAGGAAUACUGGUACGACUGGGGAGCUUUUGAUUCUACAUUAUACAACUACCAGGACCUCUUCCCAUGGGAUUGCACUGAAGCAUACAGGAGAUAUCCGACUAAGUGUGGAGAUUGCAACCUAUCGAAACACGUCUGGGCAUUUCCCUUUGAUUCAUGGUCUAUUAUCGGGCUUCACCUCUACCGCGAUAAACACAUGUAUCAGCCUAAACAAAAUGCAGAUGCCAAAACUACCAACCCCUGGUUACGAGACCGUCUCACCAUUCUCACAGCGUCGUCUAUCCUCGCCCAUGCUGCAACAGCAAUGGCUAAAUCCCCGACGUUCUGCAAAGCGACAGCCUGGCUCCACUCUAAAGAAAAGGGACUACGCCGCAUCGACCCUUCUCUCGCCCGGGUCAAAUUAGGAGGUAUCCACCGCGCCCAACCAUUCAGUCACUACUUCGAGGCAGGGACCUACAGUCACUAUUUCCUAGCAGAAUGGGCGUUGAAAAAGCGUGCGUAUAAGAUAAUUGACUAUGAGACUCUCCGAGAUGGCCGUGCAAAGCGACAGGAUAUCCGUAUAGGCAAGGGAAGAUUCACAGACACCGGCAGCAAGCCAUUGGACUUCAAUCAAUCAUUCGAUUGGUUCCGAGGACUUGAUCAUAGUGCUCCCGAUUAUGACUACUGUGAUAACCAGGGACAGAUAGAAACUGACGCCCAAUUUGAGGCCCAGGCUAAUGCUAGCAUUGCAGCUGCUCUUAUCGCUGAUUCACAGCUGGGCUGUAUACAGAAUGCUGAACAUGUGGAGGCGCAGGCGGCUGCUGCUGCUGUGAAUUGUGGAUCGGGAUGUGGGACUUCGACGGCGCCAUCGCAUGUUUGUGGAUCUUCUUCCUCUUCUGGAGGAGGAGGUGGUGGAUCUAGUAGUUGUGGUGGUGGAAGUAGCAGCUGUGGUGGAGGUAGUAGCUGUGGAGGGGGAGGAGGAGGAGGUGGUGGCGGCUGUGAUUGA